GUCUCGCGUAACUUGGCCAACAACGCUAACGCUCGUGAGCUUGGUCGUUAGCAACCGUAAAUCCUCGAAGACGUUAAAAACGCAAAACGUUUGCACGAUUGUUAGACACGCGGAGACGUCUUACGGUAUAUAUUCAAUGGAGUAUGACACAGUCGUCGGGAAGCGUGGCCGUCUGUAAAGGCGCGGCGCUUCUUUUUUGUUCACCAGUUUGUUGGCGUCGGUGCGGCAAGCUAACGAGCUAAGUGGCUAACGUCCGUUGGUGCCAGUGCAGCGAAACCAGGAAGGAGUCGACCCUUCAGCUUGGCCUCAACACGCUUAAACCUUUAGUUUUUGCUUUAACGCAGCUCGUCCACUCUUGUGAACACGAAGGGAAAAAGGGAUUAUUAAUACUGGCCUGAGUGCAAUCAUGUCAAAGGCUCCAGAUUCUCCGGCUCGGUCCCGCUCCAAAUCAAGAUCCAGGUCCAGAUCUUACUCCAGGUCUCACUCUAGAAGCCGCUCCCGCUCAAGAUCCAGAAAACGUCGCUACAGUUCUAGGUCUCGCUCCCGCUCUCGCUCUCACUCUCCGUCCUACAGAAACUACCCUUCUCGGGACUAUCAGAACAACAGAGGUGGUUUCAGAGGCUACAACCGAGGCUACCGCAGGCCAUACCACUACAGAGGCCGAAACCGAGGCUAUUACGCACGUGGCCAUUACCAAAACAGAGGCGGCGGCUACGGCUACAAGUCUAACUGGCAGGGUGGUGGUGGUGGUGGAGGAGGAGGAGGCUGGCACGAUCGCCACCACGACCAGGACCAUCACCCUCACAGUCCCAGGAGGGGGCGCUCACGAUCCCGCACACCAAAGAAGCGCUCGGGCAGCCGCAGCCGCUCGCGCUACUCCGAUCGCUCGUCUUCGGGGCGAUCCCGCCGCUCCAGACGUUCCAGCUACUCCUCUCGAUCCCGAUCCUCGUCCCCACGGCGUCGCAGCAGCAAGGGCAGACCCGUCUCCAAGGACACUAAGGACAAGCCUUCUGCGAGUCAAGCGGAGAAGUUGGGUCAGGCAGCAGACGGCACCGUCAUCGAGAAGGCGUCCGGAGGCAAGUGGAUCGACUAUGACGCGAGCCCCAAAAGAGCCAGCGCAGAGACUAAGAAAGACGAUGCAGCCUCUGGCCUUGAAGGCAAAGGGUCCGGCGGCCCUCUGUGGAAAAGUGUUGGUACCGUGUCCCCUCCUCCAUCAAAGAGCCCCACGAAGCCCGGACAAACGGCCUCGUUUGGUGGCUUUGGAUUCUUCCCGAAGGAAGAUGGCAAACCUGGCGAUAAGGCUGUGUUCUCUGCUGCCUUCAAAAAGUUCUUGGCUGAUAAAAAUAAAAAGCAAGCGGCCGACAAAGAGAACGGUCGCGAUAAGGAGCAGAACACGGCGGAUAGAGAACUAGAAAAAGGCAGCAAGUCCGGAGAGCUCUUCAACAUCUCGUCCGCUUCUUUCGGUGACUCCAAAGAAGACAAGACCGUGCCUUUCUUUGACGAUGGCGAAGAGGAGUUCUUCAAAUCACAUGGGCUGAAAGAGGGUGACAGCGAGGAAGACGACGAAGUCAAACCUGCUGUCACCCCUCUGGACAUUUUUGGUAAAUGGGGCGACGAGCCGAGCUACUCGACAUCGUACCCGUCUGUGAAGGAGAAGAACCGGAGGGAGGAAAAGACGGAGCCCAUAGAUCACAUGGAGGAGGAGUCGUACCGAAGCAGCCGCAAACACAGCUCCAAGAAAGAGGAGAAGUCCAAGAAGAAGGAGAAGAAAGAAAAGGAGAAGUCCAGGAGAAGUCUGUCUCCUCCCACGACCUCCAGAGAGAAAGACCGGCCGCUGUUUCCUGGAGCUUUCCCUCCUCGAGAACCAUCACCUGUCCGACAUCUGUCUGCAUCCAGGGAAGACUUUGAGCUCAAAUUCGGUUCUUUAGAUGAAAUACCCAGCUCUUCACUGACUAAAGAGCUGCUCAAUCCCUCUAAGAAAGACCCAGAGUUUCGCUCCAUUUUCCAGCACAUUCAGUCGACACAGCUCCGUCGCAGCCCCUCAGAGCUGUUUGCUCAGCACAUAGUCUCAAUUGUGCAUUACAUCAAAGCUCAACACUUCCACUCUACAGACAUGACUUUAAGUGAGCGGUUUGCCAUAUACCAAAGAAAAGCAGCAGAGGUAGAAAUGAUGAAGCCAAGGAAGAGCCCAGAAAUCCACAGGAGAAUCGAUGUCUCCCCCAGUGCCUUUAAGAGGCACUCUCACCUGUUUGAGGAUAUGGAGGAGGCGAGCUACAAGGACCCAAGUAAAAAAUUCAAAGGUGACGUGAUGGACCUUCGUCUGGAUAUUGAAAGACGUAAGAGGUUUGCUGGGAGAGAGCCCGAGUACAAGCGUGAAGGAGGCAAGAGCCCUGGAGGCUCCCGGGGACCCAGCAGAGAGAGGUCCUCUGAGAAAUCUGGGAAACACCACAAGAAAUCCAAGAAGGGAAAGAAGAAACGGGAUCGCUCUCCUUCCUCCUCCUCCUCCUCCUCCUCUCCAUCCCCUUAUCCUCCACCUUUCAGAGGCAAAGAGUACAUGGGGGAGGGGAUGGAGCACCCGGAGGAAGGCUUCAGCCACCCACGCUACCCUCCGCGGGACUACGCCGGCCCCGGGGACAGGGGCCCCCGAGAGUACGAGGGCUACAACACGGAGCGAGGCCGAGGCCGCGGAUUUUUCCCCAGAGUCAGAGGACGAGGUUGGAACAGGGGAAAUUAUCCAGGCAACAACAGCAACGGAAACCCAGCCAAUAUGAACCCCCCAGUCCGCCCCCCCGAGGAGGAGUGGGACCCUGAGUACACUCCCAAGAGCAGGAAGUACUACCUGUCGAGCUCAAUAUCUUUUCAGCACGACGACCGCGACGGCGAGAAAACCUGGGUGGACAACCGGGGCCGAGGUCGGGGCUCCUUCCCGAACCGCCGCGGACGCUUCGUGUACCGCAAGGGAGGCAGCAGCCCGAAGUGGACCCACGACAUGUUCCAGGGGGGAGAGGAGGGCGAGCUGGGAGACGACGGCCUCGAGGUGGAACACAAGGAAACCAAGAGCGCCGGAGACGGCGCCGCCUCGAAGCCGUAAACGCUCCCAUCACCUGCGAUCUGUGAUGGAGACGUUCUGUUUUCUAGAUUCUCCCACUUCAUCUCCUCCUCCUCCACGAUUUAAAAACGUGUUAAGUGAGUUCCUGCAGCGUGACCGACGUGAAUGAAGAGCCCCCACUGUGGUUUUUUUGUUUUUUUGUUUUUUUGUUUUUUUUAUUGUUUACUUUUUAAGGGAGAACUAACUGAGGCAACAACAUUUUCUCUGCAAGCACGACAAAAUAAAAAGCAUUUGUGCCUUAGAAUAAACUAAUAUAGUAAUGUGUUAGUUCCGUGAUCGGUUAGGAGGUACAGCUCUGAGGGGUUUGACAUCCAAUCAUUUUAUUCCUUUGUUUGGAGCUGUGAUAAAUAUUUAAUGUUGCUGCAUGAAGUGUUUGAUUCAUACCUCGCUCCAGGGGACCAAUCAGUAGUGGUCGCAUGGCUCAAGAUGAACAAACCAUCAGACGUCCCUCGUUGUCUGAGCUCUUUCAUACAGCGCCACCCCACCUGUAUCUUUCUCUUUAGGACGUGAAGACAUGUUGUAGUGUGUGUGCUGCAGUAUAUUCUCAUCAGUUUGUGGGUGUGUUCAGUUUAAAACAAAUGUAGACGGUUAAAAAAAAAAGAAGAAAAAAAAAUUGCUUUAGACAAAACACAUGUAAGUUUUCAGCCUCUGUCGUUUCAUUUUAGGAGAGCAGUUACCCUUGUUUAGAUUUUUAAUUAAAAGAAGAAGAAAAAAAGAGCAUAGUUAUUACAAAAGACUAAUACAUGUAUAGAGUUAUCAGAUCUAAAUUAUUGUGAACCUGCAGUUUUAAAAUUCUGUCCAAGAGCCUGAACAUGGGAAAAGAAAUAAGCUGGAAGAGGAGGAAAGUGUAUAUUUUUAAGAGUAGACACAAACUAGCAGAACUAGUUUUGUGACUUUCACUGUGCUGCUUCAUCCCACUCGUCUGUACAUACUUCAUGUACUUCAGGACUGUACUGUUUUUGUUCAUUUUUUUUUUUUUUUUGUUUAAUCUGAAGUUUUUGUUACUGUUCUCAAGAGCUUUGAAGUACCCGUCUUUUAAUUUUCAAUAAAUUCUCCUUUGAUUCAAGA
This is a messenger RNA of Mugil cephalus (flathead mullet), 4177 nucleotides long. RefSeq names its product thyroid hormone receptor associated protein 3b (gene thrap3b). Gene Ontology annotation, cellular component: mediator complex. The transcript has 11 exons. The record is from RefSeq and is a predicted model, not a curated record. Gene Ontology annotation, biological process: positive regulation of transcription by RNA polymerase II. The coding region runs from base 407 to 3091 and encodes 894 amino acids. Gene Ontology annotation, molecular function: DNA binding; transcription coregulator activity. Lineage: Eukaryota; Metazoa; Chordata; Actinopteri; Mugiliformes; Mugilidae.